AUGGGCGGAGGCAGCAACGCGGACAGUCGUUUUAAGGGCAGCAGCUGGCUGUCUUUCUUUGAGCGAAUAUCGAGAGAGAAAUUCAUUUCGAAGGAAGACGCAGAGACAAUCACCAACACAAUGGCUGUUGAAGGCCAAAUAGCAUCUGCAGUGAAGACCGCAAUUCGUCAAAAAAACUUGUGCGCGUUGUGCUGUCUAUACAGCUCCUUGCCCUUGUCGCGGCUUGCUGAGGCUCUUCAACUAACAGAAGAAGAGGCUGAAGAGUUCGCCUUCGACUUGUUGGCCUCGGAAAGAAUCAAAGGGCGAAUUGAUGGAGAGCGGCGAGUGCUUCGCGUCUUUAGCGCAGAAACGGAGUCUUGUAGGUGGGGCGACUUCGCAUUAAAUCUCUUCACCGAUUUACACCGCCUUGCAGAGGCCCUCGACAGCUAA
Molecule: messenger RNA, 429 nt
Organism: Eimeria acervulina
Lineage: Eukaryota; Apicomplexa; Conoidasida; Eucoccidiorida; Eimeriidae
Exons: 7
Coding region: 1-429 (142 amino acids)
Source: RefSeq, a predicted model, not a curated record